AUGGCAGGUAGUAAACAAUUAACUAGAGAAGAUUUAAAGAAAAAUCAAAAAGCAGUCUACGUCCCUUUGUAUGAAGAUAUUUCAUCUGACGAGGAGUCAUUUGAUGUCAAAACAAAUAUCCAACCACAGCCAGUUUAUGCACCAGAACUUAAGGACACUUGGUCAGAUGAAGAGAUCAUUGAUGAACAGCCAAAAGAAGGAAAGGAUAGUGACAGCGACUAUGAAGGUCUGCAGGAUCCUCCGGUGCGACGUCAAUUACAGAAUAUCCUCCGACAGUAUCCUGACGGACCCCAGAUCAUCAGGGAACUGGUACAGAAUGCUGAAGAUGCUAAAGCCAGUACUUUCAAGGUUAUGACAUGUAUUGAGGAUAAUUUAGGGGAUGGAGAUUUUGACCCCAAAUACAAAAAAAUCUUUCAGGGACCAGCUCUAUGUACAUUCAAUGAUGGUGUUUUUACUGAAAAGGAUUGGAAAGGCAUUAAAACAAUUUAUGUCAGUGUGAAAGAAAAAGAUGAUACUUUUAAGAUUGGACGAUUUGGACUUGGGUUCAAAUCAGUAUUUCAUGUUACAGAUACACCUGUCAUUAUAAGUGGGGAUCGGUUGUUGAUUAUCAACCCAACCAGUACCACAGAAAGGGUUUGUCACAGUGUCACCUUCAAGAAGCUUACCUCAAGGUACAAAUUCACCCUAUGGCCAGUACUGAGGAAGGUCCUACACUUGGAUGAAGGAGGCGUUUUUGGAUUCAAAACAUCUAAUGUGAAGGAAGAACAUUUUCCAAAUACUUUGUUUUGGUUCCCUUUGAGAAGAGCACCAUCCACCCUCCUGAAAAAGAUAUACCAACCCUCAAGAAUGAAGGAAUUGAUGGAAUCAUUCAGAAGAGAGGCAGACACAACUCUGCUGUUUCUUCAAUACAUCAGCUCAAUCACAAUAAUGGAAAACAGGGACAGUGUAUUGUAUGAAGUGACUAUAGAGGGAACUGGUGCAUCAAAAGAUAAGUUUUCUGACUUACGAGAAUAUACAAGAGAUUGGUUAAAGGACACAAAUGCAAAACCAAAGGAUUCCCAAAGUAUUGCAUACAAUGCCCUGGUAAUCACCAGGAAUGGAAAAGAGGAUUCAGCAAAGAAAGCAGUGUUCAAAAUUGUCAAUUUUUACCAAGGCACAAAGGAAAUGUCCCAAGGUCUCAAAGAAUUGUCAGAAGAUGGAGAUAAUGCACCAUUUGUUGGAGUAGCAUAUCCUCUACAGAUGGAGGAAUCAUUUAAUGCUCAUGUGUUCUGUUUUCUGCCAUUGCCUUUUCAGUCCAGUAGUUUGACCAAUCUGCCUGUACAUGUGAAUGGGUUCUUUAACCUGGAUCCAGCUCGAGAUCAUGUUUUACAAGCCACAGCAGGGCAGGUUGGAAAGAGAGAUAAAAACAUAGAAUGGAAUGAGCGACUGAUUAAAGAAGUAAUAUCUCAAGCAUAUAUAAAGCUGAUUGAGGAUCUUCUCAAGGAAGGUAGUCCACGAGAGAUUGUCUGUCGCUGUUUGCCUGAUGUUCAGAAAGUUGAUAAUGCAUUGUGGAAACUCCUCCUUCAGCCUGUCAUGGAAAGUGUCCUCAGAAUGAAUAUCUUCCAGACUGAGAAGCAGGAGAAAACUUGGGUUAGUUUUGAACAGGCUGUAUUUGAUGUUUUUGUUGACAGAGAAAGAGAAGUAGCAGAGAAAACAAAGGAUGUAGUGAUAGAAUUGAUCAAAGAGUACGGUGAAAACUUAGUCAUAUUGCCAAAGCAUUUGAGAAUUUUAGUGGAGUCACAUACAAAGUACAGAUUUCUACCUGAAAUCCAGUCAAGGGUUAUUAGCACAGAAUAUGUAGCUAAUCUUUUGCUCAGAGAUCACCGAUAUAAAGAGAAGAAUAGAUCCACCAAAGUAAUACUUCUUGGUUACUUCUUAGAAUAUGGUCAUCAAGAAGUAUGGAAACAGCUGGAACUGUUGCCAACAAAUGACAAGACCCACUUUGUGUCUCUAGUAUCCACAGGAACUCUGUAUUUAUGCUCAGAAAGUGAAGCCGACUUAUUUCCAGAGUUGGAGAAGCAAUUGUUAUCUGAUUUGAGAGAAGAGAUGAAAGCCAAAUUGAUGACAAGUCAAACAAGUAAGUGA
Messenger RNA from Saccostrea echinata, 2124 nucleotides. Its product is annotated as sacsin-like. Lineage: Eukaryota; Metazoa; Mollusca; Bivalvia; Ostreida; Ostreidae. Gene Ontology annotation, molecular function: Hsp70 protein binding. The coding region runs from base 1 to 2124 and encodes 707 amino acids. The record is from RefSeq and is a predicted model, not a curated record. The transcript has 6 exons.